AUGAACAUACCUUCCUUCUUAUACGCAGACUUCCAAUGGUGGAUCAAUAUCUUAUCGGAUCAGAAUCAGGCUAACGCCAUACGCUCAGGUAUCCCUACGCGAGAGCUUUUCUCAGACGCAUCCCUAUCAGGCUGGGGAGCAGCUUAUGGAGACUUACGCACCCAUGCUGCCUUCUACGCUCUAAAGUGCUUCGCUUCGGACCUUGCUAAUUGCGACAUCCUGCUGCGCUUGGAUAAUACCACAGCAAUCUCGUAUAUCAAUCGUUUUGGUUCGAUCCAGCAUCCACAUCUUAUGUUAUUGGCAAAGCAAAUAUGGCACUGGUGUGAAGAACGCAAUAUCUUCUUGUUCGCAUCCUACAUUGCCUCCAUUCAUAACACCAUCGCAGAUUAUGAAUCAAGAAUUAUUAGCCCGGUAACCAAAUGGUCCUUAUUUCAGGCGGCCUUUUUAGCUUUAUCAAAGUCCCUCGGCCCCUUUGAUAUGGACUUUUUCGCAUCCACUCUUAAUGCAAAGUGUGAGGCUUACGUCUCCUGGCUCUCAGAUCCGGGAGCUGUGUCGAUUGACGCCUUCACGAUUUCCUGGACGAGCUUACGGUUCUACGCCUUCCCCUCUUUUAUUUUAAUUCCACGUAUGUUACGAAAAAUUAUAAAUGAAAAAGCAACCAGUGUCGUGGUGAGCCCAUCAUCCAGCUUGGAGAUCCCUUUCCCUGGUGGCCGGGAGCUUAUCAGGCGAAGCUUUAUCGACCGAGAGGUUCCCUCGCAUGCUUUGGAACCUACCUUAGCCUCACUAACAGAUUCAACAAUUAAACAGUACUACAAACCACUUUACGAUUGGUGGACCUUCUGUCACUCAGGAUCAAUUCCGCUGUUUUUGCCAACGCCCGCUGAAGCCUUGGACUUUCUGGCGCAGCAAUUAAAUCAAUCGAACUCAUAUUCCACGAUCAAUACAGCACGCUCAGCAAUAUCUCUCAUCUCUCACAAUGAAAUCGGUACCCACCCGCUAAUCAAGCGCUUCUGUAAAGGCGUAAGCGCUCUCAAACCUCCUCGCCCUCGCUACAACCUUAUAUGGGACGCAGCUCCGGUUGUUGCGAAAUUAGCCACCUUGUAUCCAUACGACUCACUCCCUUUAAAAGUUAUCUCGAAAAAGCUCGCAUUACUUCUCGCUCUUGCCACGGGUCAACGCGUCCAAACCCUAGCCGCCUUACGAUUGUCACAAAUACAUCUAAACUGGUGA
This is a messenger RNA of Monomorium pharaonis (pharaoh ant), 1230 nucleotides long. RefSeq lists its product as uncharacterized. The coding region runs from base 1 to 1230 and encodes 409 amino acids. Gene Ontology annotation, molecular function: DNA binding. NCBI's taxonomy places the organism in Eukaryota, Metazoa, Arthropoda, Insecta, Hymenoptera, Formicidae. The record is from RefSeq and is a predicted model, not a curated record. The transcript is spliced from 3 exons.